AUGGCACACUCCAAGAGCACUAGCAUGACACUGAAGCUUCUUGUCCGCACAAAGGGUCGCAAGGUUCUGUUUGCUAAAGCGACCAAGGAGGUUGUGGAUUUUCUUUUCAACCUUCUGUCUUUGCCUGUCGGCACCGUGGUUAGGCUCCUCUCCAAGAACUGCUUGUUCACAAUGCACACCACCGUUGAAACGUCCAGCAAGGGAGGGUAUGCGAAACCAAAGGCAGCAGUUGCUGGUUCCAAUAUCCUUCUUUUGCUGACCAACGACGUUGACUCGAAUGCAAAACAGUUCUACAUUUGUACAAACUGCGUUCGCUGUAUUUCCGAUGUGUCUGGAACCGUUUGCCCAAGUUGCAGGUAUGCCAUGUCCACUCAGGUGAUUUAUGUUUGCCCACAAGCUUCUUCUACUGUGGCGGCAACAUCCGGCGAGGGAGGGUAUGUCAAGGGCGUAGUGACAUACAUGAUCAUGGAUACCUUGGAGGUGAAGCCAAUGUCCGCCAUUUAA
This is a messenger RNA of Prunus mume (Japanese apricot), 504 nucleotides long. The record is from RefSeq and is a predicted model, not a curated record. NCBI's taxonomy places the organism in Eukaryota, Viridiplantae, Streptophyta, Magnoliopsida, Rosales, Rosaceae.